Molecule: messenger RNA, 786 nt
Organism: Adineta steineri
Lineage: Eukaryota; Metazoa; Rotifera; Eurotatoria; Adinetida; Adinetidae
Source: the annotation of a GenBank genome assembly
AUGUAUUCUAUUGAUCGUACAUCUCCAAUUCCAAUUGAUAAUCAUUCAUUAAUGUCGAAUGAAACUGAAACUGAAAUUGAAUCAUCAUCAACACCUGAACUUAAUUUAUUAUUGGAUAAAUUAACUGAAAUAUUACGAUUUCGUUCGGGUUGUCGUCGACAACAUAUUGUUCAUCAUCAACAACAACCACCACCACCACAAUCAAAUUCAUCUUCAACAACAAAUUUGAAACGUCUGCAAUCUGGCAGUAUUGAACCAUUGCAUAAUAAUAAUUCCGAUGCUUCAUCAACAGGUACAUGGAAAUCAUCAUCGAAUGUUCAUCAUAAAUCAUCCACUUCAAAACGUUCAACAAAUCAUCAUCAUUUAAAUUGUCCAAAUAAUGAUAAAAAACGACGUUUACCUGGUUUAUUACAACGUUUAAUUGAUGAAGGCAAUUUAAUUAAAGAAGCUGUACGGCGUCUUAAAACACAACGUUUUUCAAAUUCAUUUAAACAACAACGACAAACAAACAUUGCAAAUACACCAUCAACACCAACAACAAAAUCUUCGUUCCAAACUCUUCCAAAUGUUACAUUAUCUUCAGCAAGUAUUAAUAUUCCUCAACAAUUAAGUGAUCCACCAACACAAACAACAUCAUCACCAAGUCGUGGUAUUUCGUGGUUUCUAUCAUCAAGUGUAUUUGGUACAACAAAUCAUAGUAGUGGUAGUGGAUCACCACUUCGUAAUUGUUGUUCAUCGAGUACACAGGAUCGAACACCAAUGGAAAUUGGUAUUCAUGAUGGAUAA